AUGUCAGAUGGCGGUAGCGACGAAGAGUGGGAAGUUGAAGCUCUCCUUGACCACAGAAAUGUCGACGAGGAUGGCAAUAAACUGGAAGAAACUGAGUACAGAAUUCGCUGGGUCGGAUUUCCUCCAGACGAUGACACCUGGGAGCCGCGAAAAAACCUGGAAUCCAGUUUGCACCUGAUCGACGAGUAUGAAAAGAAGAUAAAACGGCGAGCCCAGCGGCGAAAAGAAAAACGCCAACGAAGAGCAAAACUCUACAAUUACGCAAAAGACGAUCUUCCUGGAAUGCCGGUGUUGAAUUUGGACAUGGAUCUUGACGAGCGGCCUCUUCAGUUGCCCCGAGACUUUGAUGAAAACAAGUGGGAGCUCGCUGAGCCAUUUAUGUGCCCUUUCUGUGGGAAACUAACCAGUUCUCACGAAGGCUUGCGAAUUCACCAGCAAAAAUGCCGACCAUUGAAAAAAGUCGUCGAGGAACUGAAAAAGAUGCGGCCAUCUCGACAGCCAGUAGACGACUCUUCUAACGACGAGGAAGAAGCACCAGAAAUGGACGAGCUCGCUUCGCCACAGAAAAAGACCGGUCGCGCGGCGCCAGGAAGCGAUGAAGAAAUGGAGGCGCAGGAGUUUAUCGCGAAAGAAAUGGGCAUGAACGUCAUGCGGGUUGAGGAAGAAAAGAGCGAGGGUCAGCAGAUGCCAUCCAUGUCAGAGCUGGAAGAUCAGGAGAUGUCUGUCGAUCAAGCGAACAUGACUGACGAUGAGAAGGCAGCAGAAGAGGAGAACAAAGGGCAGAAGCCGCCAGUUGGUGACGAAAAAGCGAUUGAAACGCCCGCUGGAGAAGAAUCAGAAGGUGAUAAGAUUGAGGAGGAAUUGAUGCCGAAGCCAACUGAGGAUGAGAUCGCGGAAACCACUGUCGGAAGCUCUGCUGAUGAAGAGUACAAACAAUUUCUUCACUCGCCUCCGAAAGCCUGCUCGACUCAGCUUGAAGAUGGCGCUUCUGGAGUUGGAAUAUCCAUUCAAAUUGCUGCAACUGAAGAAGAAGGCUUUCCCCCUGAAGCAGAGCCAACAUCGCGGGUGCGACCAGAGAGCCCCCCAGCGAGUGAGGUGAUCGAUGAAGGAAACGAUGUCUACGAGGAGGUAGUCGAAACAACAGAACCAGAAGAGCCUCCAGCUGAAGAAGCGCCCGUCACUGUCAUCGCCCAGCCAAUGGGCCAGCUAUUCGACUUCUGA
This is a messenger RNA of Oikopleura dioica, 1221 nucleotides long. The record is from the annotation of a GenBank genome assembly. Lineage: Eukaryota; Metazoa; Chordata; Appendicularia; Copelata; Oikopleuridae.